Molecule: messenger RNA, 5293 nt
Organism: Caenorhabditis auriculariae
Lineage: Eukaryota; Metazoa; Nematoda; Chromadorea; Rhabditida; Rhabditidae
Source: the annotation of a GenBank genome assembly
AUGUCGUCAUCCCGUUCUGACGAGAGCUUCCUGCAGGCUGAGAGAGUGAGUUUUUUUGACAAAUUUUUGCUGUAACUUUUAAAUAAUUUUUUUCUUAUUCAAGAACUUCCGGAAACUGAGAGAAAAGAUAGAAGGCAGGGCGGAAAAACCUGAACAAACGAGAGAACGACUUCCGGAGCCAAAAAGAGGGGAUCGACGAGCUUCGUCAACAGUUGCAGCGGGACGAGGUGAGAAUUUGAAUCUUCAGGAAAACAGGCAAAAAUAGUCUUUCAGUAUUUUGGAGAUUUCCAGAUUUUUAAAACUCUAACUCUGUUUUAUAAUCUUUCUUAAAAGUAUUGAAGAAGCUUUUUGAUCUAAAAAAUUCGAAAAAAGCAACUUUCUCGUCCAUCAACUUAAAUUAGAGCUCAAGUCUCUUCUGGACAGCAGAACUUCUUUCCUGAGCAAGCUUCAGUCAAAAAUCGACUUUUCAAAGCUUUUAGCUUAUCCUAACCAUUAAACAAGAUCUUGAAAAUCAAUAAAUCAAAAAAAAAAAUUCAAAUGGCUUAAUUGCAGGAGAACCAAAACGAAAAGAUGAAGCAAAAGAUCGCAACGCAACAGGAGCGGAUCUUCCAGCUGGAGGGAAUCUACAAAUACCAGCUACUAGAUUUGUAUUCCAUGAAGGAGACACUGAAGACGGUCAUCGAGGUUAGAAAUUGGAAAAUUCUAAUCAAAAUGAUAGAGAAAAUCGUUAAACAGAACUCUUCCAUCUAAUUAAAAAUUAGGAAUGAAUUACUCGGUUAAAUGAAAUUAGAUACAAUUGUUAACAGAAGAAGGCCGAAAAAUCAAAAAUCAAGGCGGUCAGAGAAAAAAAGGAAAUUUACCAGUGUCAAUCAUGCCAAUUGAAUUUUCAUAAAAUUAGGCAUUCGCUAACUCUCUCUGCUAAAAAAUGCUCAAGUAGAGAUUUACUUUAGAGUAUAACCUUGUUGAAAAAUAUAGUCUACUUCGGAAAAAAAUUUGCCCCAAAAGAAAAAUAUUCAACAUGGAGCGUAACGAGUUUAGUCAUUCCAAAUGCGGCCAGAUCGUUUCAAGGACAAACAUGUAAAGAGAUUUAGCAACUUCUGUAUUUCUCUCAAGCUAACUAUGGACGAACUAUCGUCAAGCAGCUUUUUAAUAUAUUUUUUUUCAGAAAGAAGAACGGAACAGAAUCCCGGAGGAGUUCAUCGCCCCGAGAAACAUCGAGCUUGAGAGGGAGAUUUUGGCGUUGGUCGCCGCGCAGGAGGAAGAAGACAGGAAAAGGAGGAAGACGAAGGCGGAGUUCAAGCGCCAGAAGGAGGAUGUUUUGGCUCCCGUCGCUGCGCACGAGAAAGAAGACUGGAAGAGGUCAGAGCCGAAGGUCGAGUUCAAUAUCGAGAAAGAGAGUCCGGCGGUGCUCCCUGCGCAGGAGGAAGAAGACUCGAAAAGGUCGGAGCCAAUCUUCGUGGAUGAGAUUUUGGCUUUGUUCGGAGCGCACGAGAAAGAGUACAAGAAACGGUCGGAUCCGAGUAUCGAGCUCAAGCGCCAGAAGGAGAUUAUGGCGAUGGCCGCCGCGCAGGAGGAAGAAGACAGGAAAAGGUUGGAACUGGAGGUCGAGCUCGAGCGCCAGAAGGAGAUUAUGGCGAUGGCCGCCGCGCAGAAGGAAGAAGACAAGAAGAGGUUAGAGCCGAAAGUCGAGCUCGAGCCGGUGGGACGACCGCAAGAGCAACGGAUCGCGGAGGAGGGACCGAGGUUCCGUUUGGACAUCUACCAUCUCCUUCUCUUUUGCGCCCUUCUCGUCGUAGUGGUCGGAGUAUUUAACAUCAUUGCCGAACCGAAAAAGCUUUUUGACUUUUCCGGGUACUCGAACCGUCUUUAUAGGUAUGCGUGCCGAUUUGUCUCCUAUGAAUUCGCCUAUAACUACUUGCGAUUUGUGAUCCCUUACUUGAGUAAAUUCUGCUUUCUCUACAGUCUUAUCUCGAGAUGUUUUUCUUCCGGCUUAGUCAGCAUCAUACGCUUCAUUUGGAAAUUAUUUUGUUGAAAAGUUUUCGCUUUUUAUGACCGCUCUAUGUUUUUUAUUUCUCCUUCUUAUUUCUUUCACGAGAUAGAAAAUUAUUCCCAAAAUUUUAGUCUACAUAAUUUCCUAUUUUUUUUAGAAGAGGAAACGCGUUGGGCCAUUUUUAGAUUGUGAUCUUUCUCCUCUUAAAAACUAGGAAAUUCUCAAAAAAAGAAAGAGUGUUUUAGCCAUUUUUUAGAAGAUUCCCAACCGAAUAUUAAGCUUUCCCUUUUUUUAGAGGAUCAAGUUUAUUUUUUUCUCUAUAAAGCUGCUAUAAUUUUUUUUUCACUUUUUUCACGAGUUCUCAAAUUUUUAACGUCGCUUUGAGUGAAUUUCUCCUUCAUUCCGAGCCUUUUCAACGACUUUUUUGAAGCAGGAUUGUUUCAUUUCUCUUUGAAAGCUGUCCGAAACUUUCAACCUCUUUCGUCUUUUCCAGAAAUAGUGAAUCAAAAAAAAACUUCAAAAAACAAAAAAAAAAACAUUUGGAAGAACAUUUUUGCAGCCAUUUUUUAAUGUAUUUUUUUGUUUAUGCUUAUUUUUAUAUUUUUUUCGUAUGUUUUUCAUGUUUAAUUCCUCAGCCAAUUUCAUGUUUAUUUUUUUGUGCAUAUUUUUUUCAUUUCUCCUCUUGGAAAUUUGUCUCUCAAGUCUUUCAAAAAAAUCAAUCCAUCCAUUUUUUUGGAAUAUCUUAUUCUCAAUUGUUUUUUUGUUACUCACUAACUUGUAUUUAUAACCUUCCAAAAAAACUUUAAAAAAAUAUAUGUUCUGUUUCAUUAGGUUUUUAUUUUUGCCCUUUUGUAUUUUUUUAUUAUUUCAUGCGUUCUUCCCCGUUCCUUUGUCAAAAAAACUUCACAAAAUGCAAAAAAAAAAUUUUGUAUUUGAUGUUGCGUCUGUUGUGAAAUGUUCAUUGAGUUACUUUUUGUGGAAUAAAUUCUCUAUUGCAUUUUUAUAGUAAUGAUGAAAUGUAAGAGGAAAAGGUCGGUAAAAGAACAAAGUUGAAAAAAAUAGCCGAGAAAAAAAGGAAUGCAAAAAGUCAAACGGCGUCCUCAGAAAAUUCUAUUUGAUACUCCGAAUUCUCCCCAAAAGAGAGAAAAUUUAAAAAUAAAAAUGAGAAAUUCGAGCCUCGGUUUUUCCUUUGAACCGUCCGAUUUAUUUUUUUAUGGUUCUUAUACUCAACGUAGACGCUCAAAAUACUCAUCCGAGAUUAAUAAAUAAGUUAAUACACAAAAAAAUGCGAAAAAAACAGCAAACGCGCCCCAUCAGACGAGUACGCGUGUGCGUCGCGUGGCUUUGUUUUUUUUUUUGCAUCAGUUGGCUUGCUUGGUGUCGCCGUGACCCUCGAAGUUUCAAUAGAAAGCUCGUUAAUAAAACUCGUUCUAGCGACUUUAUCUUCGCAAAAUCUCGCCAAAAGCCUUGGAUAUCGUCAGAUCUUCAUAAAUUCUCACUAUGACUCUUCAGAUUGCCGGUCUUUUUUUGUUCAUUACCACUGGAGCGUUUGCUGCUUUUCGAUAUGGUUAUCUUUUUUGAGAGGCAAUUUCAAAGAUGGGAUUUCUCAGAACCGCGACUUUUAACUUGUUAUGGGGCCAACAACUGCACACUCGAGGCACCAGAUGCUAAAAAUCCAGUGAAUUCGGAUGGAUUCAAGUUGGUUUCUGCGAAAAUUUAGUUUCUUUUGGUAAUAUGACGAUUUUUGUAAAUUAAAAAUAUAUUUCGAUACCUUGUCAUAUUUAUGACAAAUUGUAGGUUUCAUUGCUAGUUUUUUUUUUCUGAAUUAUUUGAUUUCUCUCGUAUAAAAAUGAAAAAGCUAACACAGGUGCCGAAAAGAGCCCGUGGAGCAACGUCAUCCGAAAAUGACGUCAUCGGAGCGGCUGGCCUGUCCUUUGAAGUGUCCCGCCACGAAUGAGAUUCACGUCAGGCUGAGUACCCGAUCCCUCAAUCCAUACUGUUUAGGUGCUCGAAAAAAUCCCUUCAUCGAAUAAAGACUGUGUGAAGUACUACACUUAUGGCAAAUACCAGGAUAAGACGGAAAAUGAGUGGUACGUUGAGUGGUCACUCGAGUAAUAUAUGAAUUUUUUGUUAGGUACAUUUGGAUGGCUGAACCGUGUCUAGCUUCCUUCCGAACCCACUGCCGAGUCGCUGAAUGAUUGUUGAUAUUUUCAUCGAUAAACUUUUUUCAAAGAAAUUCUUGAAAAACAACGAAAAUUGGGAAAAUCGUGGUCUAUGGGUCGAUAAAUCCCGCCAUUUUGUUCCCAUGCAUCGGUUCUCGUUGUGAUCAUGAUAAUGCUCAGGUUAAACACGCUCAACGAAAUAAAACUCAACCAUACCAAUUUUCGAUUUAAAUUUUCAAAAAGUGAGCAUGGAUAAUGAAAGAUAUCAUAAAAAUAACAACAACGCAUUUUAAAUGGUUUUUUGUAUGAUGUUUCUUGUGCAUGUACAGCCGACGAAAGUUACAUAAUGUCGAUUUUAUAUAUUUUUUAAUGAAUACAAAGUCUUUUUUUGAAUCUAAGAAAAGUGGAACAGUGAAUAUUUGCUCAUUCAUCUUCAAUAUCGAAACGGGAAAUACUAAAGAGAUUCUUCAUUGAAAAAAAUUUUAACUACUUCGAAAAUGUUUUUAAUGCUCAUAAAACUGCAUUUACAUUACUAGGAAAAUGUUUAGUGGCCGCUAUAGGGUUUUAACGUUUUGGUGGCCACUAUAGUAGUCAAAUUAAUGGCCACUUAAGGGGUAAAAAUUGGUGGCCACGAUAGAGGUCUAAGUGCCACUACUAGACAACGAAAAAUUUUAGUGGCCACUUUAGGGGUCAAUGUAUCAAAAUAACUGGUCCAAUAUGUUUGUUUUGAAUUUAUCAGAGUUACUGGAAGGAAUACUGGGUGAAAGGAAUAACUGACGUGGCCACUAAAACGGAAAGUAGUGGCCACUAUAGUUUUUUUCAAAUUUUUUACGCUUCAAAAACUGUAAUGAGCAAAACAAUUUCAUUCUGAACCAUACUUGUCACUGGUCGCAUUUUUUCAACGUUAAUAAAUUGUUCCUGCGCCAUUCAACUUUCAACGUUUCUAUGUUGAUUAUUUUGGAUCUCAAAGAACAAGUUUCGGAGGCCUGUUGAAAACACGCGAGCAUCCAAAAGAACAAUGGAUUAUGCAAAUUCCACUGUAGUUUCUCUUUUGAAACGAGAGGAAGUCGUGGAAAAACGGGACGGAAAUGCCGUCGAGCGUCGCUCCGAGUACUUCUACCAAGGAGCCAACCGAGAAUGA